GCCGGGACGCGGUGGCGGCGGCGGCGAUGGCCAUGGCCGGGGCGCUGGCGGGGCUGGCGGCGGGCUUGCAGGGCCCGCGCGUCGUGGCCGGGCCGGACUCGGACUCGGACACGGACUCGGAGGACCCGAGUGCCCGGCGCGGCGCGGGCGGGCUGCUCCGCUCGCAGGUCAUCCACAGCGGUCACUUCAUGGUGUCGUCGCCACACAGCGACUCGCUGACCCGGCGGCGCGACCAAGAAGGGCCCGUGGCGCUCGCUGACUUCGGGCCGCGCAGCAUCGACCCCACACUCACGCGCCUCUUCGAGUGCAUGAGCCUGGCCUACAGCGGGAAGCUGGUCUCCCCCAAGUGGAAGAAUUUCAAGGGCCUCAAGCUCCUCUGCAGAGACAAGAUUCGCCUCAACAACGCCAUCUGGAGGGCCUGGUACAUUCAGUAUGUGGAGAGGAGGAAGAGCCCCGUGUGUGGCUUCGUGACGCCCCUGCAAGGACCGGAGGCUGAUGAGCACCGGAAGCCCGAGGCCGUGGUCCUGGAGGGCAAUUACUGGAAGCGGCGCAUCGAGGUGGUGAUGCGCGAGUACCACAAGUGGCGCAUCUACUACAAGAAGCGGCUCCGUAAGUCCAGCAGAGAAGGGGAUCUCCUGUCCCCGAAGCAGGUGGAGGGGGGCUGGCCCCCGCCGGAGCGAUGGGAGCACCUCUUCUCCAGCGUGGUGCCCGUGCUGCUGGGGGGCCCCGAGGAGGAGUCCAGCGGGCGGCAGCUGCUGGACCUCGACUGCCUCCUGUCCGACAUCUCCGACACCCUCUUCACCAUGACCCAGCCCAGCCCUGCAGCCCUGCAGCUGCCCCCCGAGGACGCCUACGUGGGCAACGCUGACAUGAUCCAGCCUGACCUGACGCCACUGCAGCCCAGCCUCGACGACUUCAUGGACAUCUCAGAUUUCUUCACCAACUAUCGCCCCCCACCCACGCCCACGCCGUCGAACUUCCCGGAGCCCCCCAGCUUCAGCCCCAUGGCCGAGCCCCACUAUGGCAGCGGACUCCUGGGUGCUGAGGUGCCCCCCGCCCCCCCGGCCAUGGCCUACCUCUCAGGGCACCACGGUCUGCAGGCUCAGAGCAGCUGCCCUGUCCCCCUGGACUCCGGCGCUUUCCUCAGCUCCGAGUUUCUCCUUCGGGAAGACCCCAAGUCCAAGCACCCACCUGUCCCACUCCUCCACUACCCGGCCCCCGACAAGGGGCCCUGCCUGGAGCCCUGCGCCCCCACCCGCUUCAGGCCCCCAGCCCCGCCCCCACCCCCUGCUUUGCUGCCUGAAGAGCCGGUUUUCUCGCCCAGGUUCCCCUACCCAGCAGUGCCCCCCACCCCGGACUUCUCCCCACUGCCGGCCCCCACAACCUUCGCCCCCACCCAGCCGCUGCCACCGGGCCCUGGCCCCACCCCAGCCCGUUUCCCGCUGGACCGUCUCUCCUCGGGCUAUCCCGAACCUCCAUUUGGGCCUCAUUUCGCGGUGCCCCAGGGCGUGAGACCCAGAGGCAAGCCCCCCGCCCAGAAUCCUCGGGGGCGGAAGCCCAGUCCCCCCACCUUGGCCCCUGCCACGGCCAGCCCCACCGCGGGCAGCACCAACCCGUGCCUCACGCAGCUGCUGACAGCAGCCAAGGCCGAGCAAGCCCUCGAACCUCCCCCGGCGUCCGGCGCCCUUCUCCAGCCCCCAGAGUCCCCGAAAGCAGUGCCUGACGCCCCCUGCGCCUUCUUCCCAUCCACCCUGGCGCCCGCGCCGCCCCGACCCCCUCCGGGCCCGGUCCCGCGGGCCCCACCCCGGCCCCUCGUUGUCCCCAAAGCUGAACGGCUGUCGCCGCCGGCGCCCAGCGCCGCAGGAGGCGAGCGGCGGCCGUCUGCGGAGCUCAACGCGCUGCCCGGUCCCGCGGCGCCCUUGGGCGCGCGCCUCUCGCCCCCGCACCCGGUCCCGAGCCGGGGCCGGCCCGACAGCCACAAGACCGAGAGCCGCCGCAUCACGCACAUCUCGGCCGAGCAGAAGCGCCGCUUCAACAUCAAGCUGGGCUUCGACACGCUGCACGGGCUGGUGAGCACGCUGAGCGCGCAGCCCAGCCUCAAGGUGAGCAAGGCCACCACGCUGCAGAAGACCGCCGAGUACAUCGCCAUGCUGCAGCAGGAGCGCGCCGCCCUGCAGGAGGAGGCCCAGCAGCUGCGCGACCAGAUCGAGGAGCUCAACGCGGCCAUUAAUUUAUGCCAGCAGCAGCUGCCCGCAACGGGGGUGCCCAUCACACACCAGCGCUUCGACCAGAUGCGGGACAUGUUUGACGACUACGUCCGGACCCGCACACUGCACAACUGGAAGUUCUGGGUCUUCAGUAUUCUCAUCCGGCCUCUGUUCGAGUCCUUUAACGGGAUGGUGUCCACGGCCAGCCUGCACAGCCUCCACCAGACCGCGCUGGCCUGGCUCGACCAGUACUGCUCUCUUCCUGUCCUCCGGCCAACCGUGCUGAACUCCCUCCGCCAGCUGAGCACGUCCACGAGCAUCCUCACGGACCCCGGCUGCAUCUCGGAGCAGGCCAAGCGUGCUGUCACCCAGGGCUCCCCGAACAAGCCUCUAUAGACGGACCCGGCUGCGGGCCUCAGGGACAGCCUCUGCGUACCACCCUCUGGCCCAGGCCCUGGCGGUGCCCUCUCCUGUGGGUUGAGCUCUGGACCAGCCUUCCCCAGCAGUCGCAGCUGCCAGAAC
Sorex fumeus (smoky shrew) is the source of this 2729-nucleotide messenger RNA. It is a transcript of the gene MLXIPL, whose product is annotated as MLX interacting protein like. Gene Ontology annotation, cellular component: nucleus. Gene Ontology annotation, biological process: regulation of transcription by RNA polymerase II. The transcript is spliced from 17 exons. Gene Ontology annotation, molecular function: DNA-binding transcription factor activity, RNA polymerase II-specific; protein dimerization activity; RNA polymerase II cis-regulatory region sequence-specific DNA binding. The coding region runs from base 27 to 2603 and encodes 858 amino acids. The record is from RefSeq and is a predicted model, not a curated record. Lineage: Eukaryota; Metazoa; Chordata; Mammalia; Eulipotyphla; Soricidae.